AUGAACAAAUUGUGCAGGUUUUUUGCCUCACUCAACAAAAUUCAAACUGGGACUGAUAAAAAGGCAUAUGUGGGGUAUAUUAUUUACCGUGACUCCGUAGCCUUAACUCCCCCACUUCAUUGGUCGAACAGCCUAGUUCUGAUAGAGGAUGGGGUUAAAAAAAUUUUUUAUUAAUUUUAUGUUAAGCUUUUUCCAUAUAAAUACUUUAGGAAAUAUUAUAGAAGUCGUACUAUAAAUGCUCAUUGUAAAAUAUAGCCAGUUAGAUUUGAGAAGAAAUAGGAGAGCUUUAUGAAAAUCAUUUGAUUUAGGAUGGGAGCGAAGUUUUCAAUUGUAGGAAAUCUCAUUUGAAUCGUUCAAUCAAGGUAAAGGGAGUAAGUGUUUCUCCCUUGAAAGCUAAAUUUACAAUGUCUACAGGAGGAUACUUAAAAAAUGCCAAAAAAGGUGCUCUAUUAGUUGAGUUUAUUCCAUACAGAGAUGACCCAAUUGACAACCAGAGACUAAACUUGCUGCCAAAAGAAAAAAAAAUGAUUUCUCUCACAGAAGACCACAUUAUUAAACUGAUAGCUCUUAAAGAGGAAUCUCUAGAAUUUCAGCGUAAUAAUAGAUGGGACGAAAAGAAGCUUACGGUCUCCAAGCAAGCCGAGCUCUGGAAAUUUACUUUAGCUACUAUCAAUAGAAGCACAGAACUAUUAACUAAGAGUGAAAUAAGCUUAAAGCCUCAAGAGUUCUCAAUGAUAAAAAGACUAUGUGAGGUAUUUUCUAAUAUAGUUUUCUAUGCCUUAUAUACAAGGUUGGCAAGUGCUUGAAAACCCGCAGCUUGCAGAUGGAUUAAUUAUUUCUCCAGAAGAACUGAAAAAGCCACAAAAUGAUGACAUGAUUUAA
Molecule: messenger RNA, 882 nt
Organism: Blepharisma stoltei
Lineage: Eukaryota; Ciliophora; Heterotrichea; Heterotrichida; Blepharismidae
Source: the annotation of a GenBank genome assembly